UCGCUUCCUCCGCAUCGCCUCAUUCAAUCCUGUAAAACCAGGUGGAAUUCAGUCUGCGACAUGUUUGAGCGCCUGGUUGAACAGCGAUGGGCUGUGUCAGCCGUGCUAUCAGACCGAUCCGUGACAAAACUGGCAGAUUCGAGGACGCUGGAGUUGAGAGACGACUACUGGCAGCUAAUGGAAGAUAUGGCACCCGUGUUGGGAACAUUGAAGUGUGCAACUACGGUGAUGUCUGCGGAGUCGGAGGUGUCAAUCUCAAACACGUACCCCAUCACGUUCAGUCUAAUCAACACUCACCUCAGCGCUUCAGACGAGGACAGCCCCAAAGUCGCAGACUUCAAGGAAAAAGUGCGAGAUUCGCUGGGCGAGCGCAUGAAGAUUCAGUCUGAUGACCUCAACACAUCCACCCCUAUGAUCGCAACAAUGCUUGACCCUCGUCACAAACACCUGGGAUUUCUUCCUCCAGCUACCAGGAAGUCAGCUCAUUCCAUGCUGCUUCAAAUGGCUACAGCCGAACGCGACAGCAUCACUGCAGGUGCCGCCACCGCUGGAGACGACGGUAACACUGUCCAUACAGGGCCUCAGCGACAUGGGGCUAAGCCUACAUCUGCUAUGAGUUUACUUCUGGGUGAAACCUAUUCCGAUGCCCGCAAAGAUGACGUGGAGAGUGAAGUGGAUAUGUACUUAAAGGACCCUCCUGCACCACUUGAGUCUAGCCCCACGUGCUGGUGGAAAGUGAAUGAAAGGAGGUUUCCGACACUGGCAACACUAGCAAAACGGUAUUUGUGUACGCCAGGCACAUCAGUCCCCUCUGAGCGUGUGUUUUCAGUAGCUGGGCUCACUGUAAACAGGCUACGUACACGCCUUACCCCAGAGCACGUUAACAUGCUAAUUUUCUUGAACAAAAAUAUAUAGAACCUAGGCCUAGGUCAAGUUGUGAUGUGCCACAUUUCAGUUAGGAGAGGGUAAUAUUGAAUCACCACUUUAUUUGAUUGUUCUGGUUUGAGGCCCUGUAAUGUUAUGCUAUGUUGUUGUGUUCAGUGACCCUGUGAACGUUUCAUUCUAUUUUGCUGUAACCCUAUACAAAUUGAGGUAGAAAUAUGUUGUGGAUGUUUCAUUUUAGGAUUGUUGAGGAUUACCCAAUUAAUAGCCUAUGCAGUUUCUUUCUAACCUAUAGGCUCAAUAAUAUUCUGUUUGGCUCUCUAUUUAAUUUCUUCUAUUCUCUUUUUAUGUCUGUUUCAAAUGCAAGAACUGAGCCAGGUUUUUUUUUAAUUAAAGAUUUUGUUUUACCUUAAAAACGUGUCUGCUUUCUUCUCCUAAUGCAUAAUUACUUGAGGAAUGUAUAAUAUAAUACAAUAUAAUUAUGGUAUCAUAAUGUUGGCUAAUGUAAUAUAAUACCUCAAUUAUAUUAAGGCCCUAUUGAAGCCCUGAAAUUCAGGUGAAAAACGCCGCUUAUCAAUUAAUCGAAAGUCGAUCGAUAAGAUAAUCAACUAAUGAUUAAUGAAUUAAUCGAUAAUUUG
Molecule: messenger RNA, 1520 nt
Organism: Cyprinodon tularosa
Lineage: Eukaryota; Metazoa; Chordata; Actinopteri; Cyprinodontiformes; Cyprinodontidae
Product: E3 SUMO-protein ligase ZBED1-like
Exons: 2
Coding region: 61-915 (284 amino acids)
Molecular function (GO): protein dimerization activity
Source: RefSeq, a predicted model, not a curated record